UCGUGCUUGAAACACGUUAUGAGGGCUCCCUAUCGCCGUCUCAUUUUAAUACGAGACGCGAUCGCAAAUUUUGCAUUGUGCAUUUAAAACGUUCGAUUUAAAAAAAAAAAAAAACAGUGUUGAGCUAAAUCAUAAUACUGAACACAUUAUUGUUUAUUAAGCGUAGGACAGUUUUGAUUUAAUAAAAAGUAAAUAUAUAUAUUUGAAUACUGUUAGUGAAUGUGUGACACAGCUUAGAAACAUACUGUGCUUAGUGUAAUCUGAAAAUAAUAGUGUCUUGACCACGUGUUUAUGUGAUUUUUAAUUGGAUUUCUGUGCGUUACUCGUUGGUUGACUGAUUUUUUUAAGCUGUGGUGAACAUUAUAAUAUAAAUAUUCCAAGAAUACAAUGUGGAUAUAACGUCGACUGGUCAUGUAGAAAUGUGAGUACAUACUCCGUAAAGUAAGAGUGGACCGGACCUAGUGAUCUAGUGUAGUGUAAUGAGUGUAGUGAUGUUAUCGUGAGAACGGGGCAAUGUUGAGGCCGUUUGGUCCUGCCUCGUGGGCCUGGCUGGUGCUCGCGUUGGGCCACACCAAGGCCUACACCGACACCGAGGAUUUUCUCAGCGAUUUAGAUAAACCAGUGCCUACGUCAGAUGUUCAAGGUGUUUUGGGAAAGAAAGCGUCACUACCCUGUGACAUCCAGCCGUUGCAUUCAGAUGAUGCGGUGGUCAUGGUUUUGUGGUUUAAGGAGUCCGACGGAGAACCGCUGUACAGUUAUGACAUUCGGGGUCGAAAUGUCAACCAGCCCAAGCUCUGGUCUUCCGCACUGGUCUUCGGCAACCGGGCAUACUUUAGAGGUGGUGCAACACCGGCUGUUCUCAUGGUUGAUAACGUGAUUGCCGCUGAUGCUGGAGUAUAUAGAUGUAGAGUGGACUUCAGGAAUUCACCGACAAGAAAUCUGAAAGUCAAUUUUACCGUUAUCAUACCACCAAGUCGUCCUACCAUAUACGAUGCAAAGAGACGAGACAGGACGAAAUUAAUUGAACCGUACAAUGAAGGAUCCAACGUACUACUAAUUUGUGAAGUCGACGGAGGAAUACCAAGGCCGAGGGUGACGUGGUACUUGGAAAAUGUUGUUAUUGAUGACUCGUACGAAGAAAGAAAAGAAGGAAUCACAGUCAAUACGCUAACAUUUCCUAACGUUGGUAGACAACACCUCAACGCAAGACUUGUGUGUCAAGCAUCUAACACAAAUCUUGCACCGCCUGAGACUAAAGUUCUAAUAUUAGACAUAAAUUUGAAACCGAUAACCGUGAACAUAUUGACCAAGGAGAAGCAAGUGUCAGCGGAUAAAAGAUACGAAGUGGAGUGUAAGACUACGGGCUCCCGCCCCGAGGCAACUGUCACUUGGUGGAAGAACAAUAGACAACUCAAACGGUUGGCGAAAAACUUCUCUGAGAAUAACGAGACACUCAGCGUCCUGAGUCUCGUCCCGGCUGUGGAAGAUGAUGGCAAAUAUUUGACAUGCCGUGCUGACAACAAGCACAUAUCAGAUUCUGCCAUAGAAGACAAGUGGAGACUUAACGUACAUUAUAUACCAAUAGUAGACCUCAAGAUGGGAUCCAAUCUGAACCCUGACGAAAUAAAGGAAGGGGACGAUGUUUACUUCGAAUGCACGGUCAAAGCUAAUCCGAAAACACACAGGCUUGUUUGGUUUCACGACAAUACGGAGAUCUUCCACAACGAAGCCCUCGGUGUUAUACUGAGUGCUCAAAGCUUGGUACUUCAAAGUGUCACGAGAGCUGCCGCCGGCGACUAUACAUGUAUGGCUGCGAAUAGUGAAGGCAAAGGAACAAGCAAUCCCGUGUCCUUAUUAGUCAGAUAUGCUCCAGUUUGUGCGGAGCGGAGGGACAAUGAACUAUUUGGCGCUUUGAAACACGAGACGGUAUCUUUACAUUGUUCGGUCGACGCAAAUCCCGCGCUUGUUUCCUUUCAUUGGACAUUCAACAAUUCGGGAGAACAAACAGAAGUACCUCCGAGAUUGUACAGCAGUCACGGACACACGUCCACUCUUAAUUACACGCCAACUACAGACAUGGAGUAUGGAACGCUGGCUUGUUACGGUGAGAACGCUGUUGGCCAGCAGAAGGUACCUUGUCUCUUUCAACUCGUAGCUGCAGGUCGUCCCUUCCACCUGCAAAAUUGUACGGUCGCAAAUCAAAGUUUGGAUUCGUUGUACGUGGAAUGCGUUGAAAAUUUCGAUGGUGGCCUUCCUCAAACCUUCUUAAUGGAACUGCUGGAACUUCCUUCUCUCACGGUCCGAUACAAUGUCUCCACAAAUAGAACACCACCCUAUUUCGAAGUGCGCGGUCUCCCGCCGGGCGUCAGUUACAGAAUCGACUUAUAUGCCGUCAACGCCAAAGGACGUAGCGACGUAUCUACGAUAGAGACCGUCACAUUGAAGGGUCAAGCAAAAUUUACUGGUGAAAGCAACUCAUUGGGGAUGUCUCCAGUGGUGGCGUCGAUAGCAGCGAUGUCUGCUUUAUUAGCAACAGCUGUUUGUGGUGUGCUUGCAAUUCUUUACAAGCGGCAUGCGAAUCGCCAUAGACAUUUACCGGCUAAGCAUGCACCAUUGAGUGAAGCUAUGUACGCGGAGCGCAGUGGACAAUGUAGCACUCCUGUUAAGGCAGAAGUUCGUACAGCACCUGAUCCUGACCCAGCUGAUGACGCUGACCCAGAUAUUAUACCAAAUUUGUAUGAACGAAGGCCGGUGUCCAAUGGAUACAUGAGCCUGCAGCGACCACCGUCCAACAGCAAGAUGCGAGAAGUCAGCGAAGACGCCCGCUCCGAGCCUGACGGCGGCGGGUACUACGCUGACUUCAGAAAAAAGGACUAUAAAAUACCUUUGACUAGUUCAUAUCAUAGUUUAAAUCGCGUCAACAAGGGCGUGAACGCUUGCAGCCCAAGCUCAACGGGCGUGACGUCAUCGCUGACAGCGCACCGGCUCCGACCGGAAGUCGUCACCACGUCGCAUCGGGUGCAAGAGAGUUGUAUAUAAAAUAGAUGGUAGGGGGCAUUGUAAGGGUUUUCUAGACUGCAGUGCAGUAUCGAAUGAUUUGAUUUAUGUUUUUAUGAAACUGUCAACUUACAACUCACUAACUAUUGAAUUUGAAUAACGCAUAUCUUCUGAAUUUUCAAUAUAUCAAUUAUUAAAGCAAUCUUGUAUGUCAAUCUACCCAGAUAUACCCAAAUGAAAAUUUUAAUGUAAACAUUUAAAGAUGUUUUUAUAGACAUUUUGCUAUAAUAAUAUUUUUACGAUGUAGACAUAUCACUAUAAUGUUCUAGAACCCUUGAUGUAAAUACCCUGUUAAGAUAAGUACUGACUGUGUUCCUUUCAUACUUUAACUUUUGUAAAUUACCCUUUUUCAAUGUUUGUGUAUGGAUUAAUGUAAGUGUACACUUGUUAGUGGUCAAUUUGCUUAAAGUUUGAGAAGCACUGAGCGUAUGAGUCUAUAGAUAAUUUUUAAGAUAAAAAUUAAAAUUAUUAUUUAAUUAUACAAAAUUUUAUUUCUACAAUUUUUUUAUAUCAAACUUUAUACUAUAUUCUAUAGACUUACGACGCUUUUUAAUUUAAAUUUUUAAUGUAAACAACCGUCGUCUCUCGAAUGAUAUACAAUAUGACUCGAUCUCUCCUAAUCUGUCGUGGGAAAAAUAAAGGCUUACACUUUCUUGUUAGCACAUCACACUACGAUCUUGUCACAUGUUAUCACAAAAACGUUCUAAGAUGUUCAGCACUCCGUAAAGAAUUAUCACAUAUAUGUAAAAUGUCGUCCGACAAAUAUUGGAACGUAUGAUUGAUACCGAGAAUUGUAUAGUAGAUUUGUCGCGCGAUCUUAGAACGUGUAUGGCCAUAAUACUAGUGGGUUGCAAAUCAAGUCAAUUAUUCCAACAUGUCAAUUGCAAUUGAUAUCAAUUAUUAUUGAUUAUUUUUUUUACCAAUUUAAAUAUAUAUCUAAAUGCUAUUGUAAUAUAAGCCUGUAUUAAAUAAUCAAGUCAAGAUUUUUGCAUUGUUUUCUUUAAACGUGUGUUUGGUGAUGAGAAUAUUUCGUUAGCGCUAUGGAAAUAUAUAUAUUGUGUGUAUGUGGAGGUAAUUUUUUUAAUUUAUUUCCGUAAAAUAAAUAGGUUCAAAUGCGGAAUAUUUAAACUUCUUAUAAUGUUUUAUGAUUAUAUUUUAUAUUGUAAUUUCAGUAAGCCUUGAUUUUGCGCUGUCAUAACAUAAACAAAUACUACAAGGUCAUGCGAACAUACAUACCCAAAAUAAUAACAUCUUAAUUAAAUACGACGAAAUAUAUUAGAAAUGAGUAACAUAUGACUAAUCACCAACAUUUUAAGAAUUUACUUAUAAUAUAAGGUUGUGAAUGCGAUGAUAACUGAAACGUUCAAUUCGCUUAUAAAGUAAGCCUACUUCGUAUUUUGUCUGGUUAUAACCUGUGUAUUAAAAGCUUGAUCCGUGGCCGCAUUUGAAAUAUUGUUAAAUAUAGCGACAACAUUUAUCCACUGUUAGCAAUGUCACCGUUCUCAAACGUGGUUCGUUUUAAAUUGAACCAAUUCAAUGGCUAUCCAAAAAAUACGAUUUCAGCCCCACUCUGAUUUUUUUAUAUCAAAUACAAUGAUUUUUUUUAUUCUUUUAUUUUAUGUCUCUUUCAUAUUGAAAUAUUUUAAUUGCUUAAUUAAAAAGAUUCUAUACUCGUUAGAGAGUUGUUCGCAGACGUGAAUACUAAGAAUUUAUAAAAAAUAGAAAAAUACGAAAUGAAGUUUAAAUAUGGAACGAAGAUCUUAAAGUAUUCGAUCUCAGAACGUGAUUAAAAAAAAUCUUUCUCAAAUAUUAUUGUUUCCUCAUGGUCUUAAGGUCAAGUCAUAUUGUAUUUCUAUUAACUUCGAGUGACUGAGGCGGCCUAAAGAUAUUUCAUUAAAUAGCUAUCCUUAUAAAUAACGUUUCGCUCAAAGUUUGAAAGGUUGUAAAAAUAUAGAUCAAUUAAAAUGAAAGCGCUUUGAUAAUUUUAUUAAAAGCUUAUUUACUUUAAAUAAAACAUAUUAUGUAAUACAAAAUAUUGACGUUUAAUAUAUAUUUAUGUUCUGUUAUUUCUUGUAAUGAAAAUUGGUCUAACAUUUUUUUUUUAUUUAUUUCCGACUUAGCAUUUAAAUUGUAUAUAAAUGUAAAUUUGUAAAUAGAGAAUUCUAUAUUGAAAUUAUGAAAUCUAGUCGUAUUUAGUUCUAACGGUGCUAAGAAAUGUAUAUUA
Messenger RNA from Nymphalis io (European peacock), 5281 nucleotides. RefSeq names its product hemicentin-1-like. The record is from RefSeq and is a predicted model, not a curated record. Gene Ontology annotation, molecular function: protein binding. Lineage: Eukaryota; Metazoa; Arthropoda; Insecta; Lepidoptera; Nymphalidae. Bases 514 to 3039 code for a protein of 841 amino acids. The transcript is spliced from 20 exons.